AUGGCUCAAGGAUUGCCAGUAUUCCCAUCAUUCAAUGUCACUGAAACAGCAGUGGACAGUCGCUGGAAAAAGUGGUUAGGUCGACUAGAAAUCAUGCUAGUUGACGUCGAGGAAACGUUUGACGCUGCCAAGCAAGCACUUACCAAGUAUUUUGCACCCAAGAAAAGUAUUGAGUUCGAAGUGUACAAGUUUCGACAGGCAAAGCAAGAACCUCACGAAAACUUGGACAGUUUCCACACACGACUCAGAAAGCUUGGAGAACACUGCGAGUUUGCAAAUACAGACAAGGAAAUUAAGUCACAAAUCAUACAAGGCAAAAGCGAAAACCAAACCAUCGUCAACAACGACAGUCUACCAACACUUACCGUCAGUCACAACAGAAAACACGAAGCUGCAGAAACUGUGGUGGAAAUUGAACUCAAAAGGCUCGAAGACAUGGAUAUAAUCGAAAAGGUAGAUGGACCAACAGACUCGGUAUCACCGAUUGUCGUAGCACCGAAACCGAAGAGCAAAAACAAUGAAAUACGACUUGAAGGUGUACAAAACAUCAGCGAUGACAUAAUCGUGUAUGGCAAUUCGCAGGAGCAACACGACAGUAGACUGGCAGCCGCCCUACGACGUCUACAGGAAAAAGGCCUCACACAGAACAAACAGAAAUGUGAAUUCAACAAGAAAACGCUUGAAUUCUUCGGCUAUAUAUUCAGUGAAAACGGAUUUUCUGCUGACAAGAAAAAGUGUGAAAUAAUCAAAAACACACCUGCUCCACAAAACGCAUCAGAAGUACGAAGCUUCCUCGCAAUGACAAACUAUGUCUCCAGAUUCAUACCAAACUACUCCUCAACGACAGAACCUUUCCGAAUGCUCGUGAAGAAAGAUGUCAAAUUCGUUUGGGAAGAAAGACAGCAAAAUGCUUUUGAUAAACUCAAAUCGGAUCUAAGCAGUGAAACUGUAAUGACAUAUUUCGAUCCAAAAUUGACAACACAAAUUGUUGCAGAUGCAAGCCCCGUAGGCAUAGCAGCAAUCAUGCUGCAAGGAGGGAAAGUAGUUAGCUAUGCAAGCAAAUCAUUAACAGAUACCGAGAAAAGGUACUCUCAGACCGAGAAAGGAAACUUAGCUAUCGUAUGGGCAAUUGAACACUGGCAUAUAUACCUCUUUGGAAACAAAUUCACCGUCAUAACAGACGCAAAGGCGCUUGAACACAUAUACAAAAACCCGAAGUCCAAGCCGCCAGCCAGACUGGAACGGUGGCGAAUGAAAAUGCAAGCCUAUGAUUUUGAUGUCAUAUACAAGCCAGGUGAAUCAAACAUGUCAGACUACCUAACAACUGAUAAAAACUCCAGGGAACCACUUCAAAUGACUGAAAUGCCAAAACAGGCAUGGGAUUCAGUGAGCAUGGAUUUCUGUGGACCAUUUCCUGAUCGAAAAUAUCUUCUUGUUCUGAUUGAUGACUUUUCAAGAUUCCCAAUUGUUGAAAUAAUAACAUCUCUUAAUGUAAAAUCAGUUAUUGAGAAGCUUGACAAAAUAUUCUCAGAAUAUGGAAUACCUGAAGUACUGAGAACUGACAAUGGACCGCCGAUGAAUAGUGCAGACUUUCAAAACUUUUCUAAACAAUUUAGUUUUAAACACAGAAAAAUAACCCCUAUCUGGCCUCAAGCAAACGGAGAAUGCGAGCGUUUCAUGAAAACAAUAGGAAAAGUAAUUCGUGCAGCAAAAACUCAAAAAGCAGAUUGGCACACAGACAUGUAUGCAUUCAUACUCAACUAUAGAGCUACAAAACAUGCGACUACAAAAUACAGUCCAGCAGAACUAUUAUUUGGAAGACAGAUUAGAAUAAAAUUACCAUUUGCACCAUCGAAACCUUCAAAGAAAAAUGUGCAAGUCAAAGCUCGUGAAAAUGACGCAUAUCAAAAAGCUAAAAUGAAAUCGUACGCGGACGCAAAACGGCAUGCAAAGCCGGCAACAUACUCUGUACUUGUCAAACAACACAAAACAAACAAGUUCUCCUUCAAGUCAAUCACCCGCAAUUCGUCCUUUUUCAAGCUGAUAAGGCUACAAGACUCCGACAGCGAGGACGACUUCGACGACUUCUACCGUCCUGGCACUGUACGUACGGACGAACAAGAGCCUUCACAACCGAGACGUUCAUCGCGAAAUCAAAACCCCCCAGAACGUUUCAAGACUUUGUGA
Messenger RNA from Mya arenaria, 2187 nucleotides. RefSeq lists its product as uncharacterized. Gene Ontology annotation, biological process: DNA integration. Gene Ontology annotation, molecular function: nucleic acid binding. Lineage: Eukaryota; Metazoa; Mollusca; Bivalvia; Myida; Myidae. The transcript is spliced from 6 exons. The record is from RefSeq and is a predicted model, not a curated record. The coding region runs from base 1 to 2187 and encodes 728 amino acids.